This is a messenger RNA of Debaryomyces hansenii CBS767, 813 nucleotides long. Its product is annotated as DEHA2F17490p. Bases 1 to 813 code for a protein of 270 amino acids. NCBI's taxonomy places the organism in Eukaryota, Fungi, Ascomycota, Pichiomycetes, Serinales, Debaryomycetaceae. The transcript has a single exon. The record is from RefSeq and is a predicted model, not a curated record.
AUGUACGAUCCACAGAGCGUGACGAUGGGUGAAAUAAUAGCGAAGCUACCAGGAAUGCAUAAGACUAAUACGAUGGAGGAAUUCCUCGUAGUAGAAGAUUUUUUUGCCAAUAGCUUGAUAAACAUGAGAGAAUUCUUUGCUAUAAGCAACGGAAGGCUCAUUGCUCCGAUCGCGGUGCAAACUUUGGGGCGUAUGAGUUUGUCGCAACAGAAUGAGUGCAUAUUUAUGGUGAAGGACAUAUUGGACCAUGUCAACUCCUUACAGUCGUUAAUAAGUACUUUUAAUGGCAAUUUAGCCACUAAGUACGACAAAAUUAAGUCACAUCUUCGGUUAUCUAUCUUGCUAAAUGUCAAGAACUUUGGCAUACUCGAAAAUUGCAGGGCGAUGAUGCUGGCGCUCUUCGACAUGAAAAAAUUGUUCGAGGAGUUAAAUUUCCACAGUGUGCAUAACUUACUCGACGAAAUAAACGACAUGGUGUUUGAUUUCAAUAGUCAUAUAGAGAACUUCGCCGGUGAUGCUCCAGAUGCGAAGAACACUAACAUAUCUAAUGGUACAAACAUCAACUACACGACAUUAAUGAAAUACAUAUACCAGAUCGAGUCUACAUUAAGUAAACUGUCUUCAUUUAUAAAUAACGAAUGUGCAUAUUUCCAGAGUAUUAUAAACGAAGUAAAGAUUGGAUUUUACGACUUUUUCCAUCAAUUCACAAAGCUUACGCAUGACAAUUACGACGACAAUACCGUGUUUCGCUACGAAAUACUACUGUUUGAUGACCACUUAAAGACCCAGUAUAUAACGUGCCUGGAGGAUUAG